Molecule: messenger RNA, 2397 nt
Organism: Phalacrocorax carbo (great cormorant)
Lineage: Eukaryota; Metazoa; Chordata; Aves; Suliformes; Phalacrocoracidae
Source: RefSeq, a predicted model, not a curated record
CGAAAUGGCCGCCGCCUGCCCCGGCCCUCGCCCCGCCGCCGCCGCCCCGCCUCGCUGCCGCUCCCGCGCCCCCCUCACGGCGGCGGCGGCGGCGGCCGGGCGGGGAGCCGGCGGCCAGCCCCCGCCCUCCGUUCCCGGCAUGCGGCGCGGCGGCUGAGGUGGCAGCCGCCCGAGCCCGCCGAGGCCAUGUUCCCCCGUCCCCCCUUCCCCGGCGAGGUGAGGCGGGCGGCCGCCUCGGGCCGCAGCCGCUCCCGCCCGCGGGGGGCCGGCGGCGGCACGGUGCUGCUGCCCUCCAUGCUGAUGUUCGGCGUGAUCCUGGCUUCCAGCGGGCUGCUCCUCAUGAUCGAGAAGGGCAUCCUGGCCGAGGUGAAGCCGCCGCCGCUGCACCCGGCGCCGGGGGAGCUCUCCCGGCGGGGCGGCGAGGAGGCGCCCGGCGACCUGGACUACGAGGUGCUGCGGGACAUCCGCAACCGCACCAUCCGCGCCGUGUGCGGGCAGCGGGCCAUGCCCCGCAGCGUCUGGGAGCUGCCGGCCGGCCAGCGGCGGACGGUCCUCCGGCACCUCCUGGUCAGCGACAAGUACCGCUUCUUGUACUGCUACGUGCCCAAGGUGGCCUGCUCCAACUGGAAACGCAUCCUGAAGGUGCUGGACGGGGCGCUGGAGAGCGUCGACGUCAAGCUGAAGAUGGACCACAAGAGCGACCUGGUGUUCCUGGGCGACAUGAAGCCGGACGAGAUCAGCUACCGCCUCAAGAACUACUACAAGUUCAUCUUCGUGCGAAACCCCGUGGAGAGGCUGCUGUCAGCCUACAGGAACAAAUUUGGGGAGAUCAAGGAGUACCAGCAGAAGUACGGGGUGGAGAUCAUCAGGCGGUAUCGGAAGAACGGGGGGAAUUCGGCGGGCGACGACGUGACCUUCUCCGAGUUUCUGCGGUACCUGUUGGACGAGGAGGUGGAGAGGAUGAACGAGCACUGGAUGCCCAUCUACAACCUGUGCCAGCCCUGCGCCGUGAGGUACGACUUCAUCGGCUCCUACGAGCGGCUGAACGCCGACGCCAACUACGUCCUCGAGCGAGUCCAGUCGCCCUCCUUCAUCCGCUUCCCCGAACGGCAGUCGUGGUACAAGCCCGUGACGGCAGAGACGCUCCACUACUACCUGUGCAACACCCAGCGCCGGCUGAUAAAAGAGCUGUUAACAAAAUACAUCCUGGAUUUCUCCCUCUUUGCCUACCCCCUCCCCAACAUAACCAGCGAAUUCUGCAGGCAAUGAGGUGUUCGUUUCGGGAUCCGGGGUGAAUUCUGCCUGUGCUGCAAGGAUUUGCUGAUGCAGCUGAUGCUGUGAAUAAGGCGUAGCUGCGGGCCCUGUGAAACACGCUCUUCUAUGCAUUAUUUCCUAAUUUUAUACUUCUCAAAGACUGUUUGUAUAAAAUACUAUCUAUUGCCUUUGCUACUAGAACUCUUUUUCUAUUGGUCUGAUUUUAAUGUGUACAUAUGCCGCUGACUUGAGCACAGUAGCUUUUGUAUAUCUUGGUUUAAAUUCUUUUUUGUGGCACUACACAGAAAACACCUGUAAGGAAACUGAGAAACUGAUGUAUUUUAAUUAUUUUUUCCUCCUUUUUUGUGUUUUGUACUAAAUAGUACGUGGCUGAAUUACAGUCGUAAUAUAGCGGUUGAUUGUUAUCGCUAAUAAUAAUAUAGUAGUUGAUGCGCUAAAAAUUAGCGCUGUUAAAACUGGUCCUGGAUUAGACAGGAGGUAUUUUUUUGUGUGUGUGUAGAAGAAAAGGCUUAUGUAAACUAGGCCCUAUUUAUCCUUUAUUUUCUCACCUGUAGAUGGUGGCUCCAUGAGGCUGGUCUUUUUUUCUGUGACAGUAGUACCUCUGUCUUUUAUUAUUAUUAUUAAUCGUUAUUAUUAUUAUUUUAUUAUUUACCAUUGAGCUAAAGCUCGCGAUAAGAUUCACUUCCGUGCGAUUUUAAGAUAUGAAGGUACCAACUAUUUACCCAGCAUAACGUAUCAGACGGAAGACCAAGCCAUAACAAUUUGCUCUGUUCUCUCUGAAUUAAAGCAAUACAGACUUCUGGUAAGAUCAAAACCCGUCCUGGUUCUGAGGAGAGAAGGCAACGCGGACCCGCACCGGCAGCGCGCCAGCUCACGGCCGCGGUGGGCGCCUGCGUGCCCACGUGCGUGCAAACCACCGUGGCAAAAUACUUUCUCCGGCCGCGUUCGCAACAAAGGCGAUUUGAGGAUUAGUUCCCCCUUCUCUUGCAGAUGCGCACACUGGUUUUGUAGCUACUUGUAUUUAAUUACGGCCGUUAAAUUGUGAAAGGUCGGGAGGUAGAGUAGGAUGUCGUUUCUGGGAGGCUGUGUCCUCCUUCCUAAUAAAGUUUUCCUAUGAAUUCA